Molecule: messenger RNA, 572 nt
Organism: Drosophila eugracilis
Lineage: Eukaryota; Metazoa; Arthropoda; Insecta; Diptera; Drosophilidae
Gene: RpS10a
Product: 40S ribosomal protein S10b
Exons: 1
Coding region: 30-521 (163 amino acids)
Cellular component (GO): cytosolic small ribosomal subunit
Molecular function (GO): structural constituent of ribosome; RNA binding
Source: RefSeq, a predicted model, not a curated record
CUGAUUUUGCUUAUUCGAAUAAAACAAAGAUGUUCAUCCCAAAAGCCAAUCGUGUAGCCAUUUACGAAUACCUCUUCAAGGAAGGCGUAAUCGUGGCCAAGAAGGAUUCUCGCGUCCAGAAGCACCCAAAUCUGGAGUCCAUUCCAAAUCUACAUGUGAUCAAAGCCAUGCAGUCUCUUAAUUCGCGUGGCUUGGUCAAGGAGCAGUUCGCCUGGAGGCACUACUAUUGGUGCAUCACUAACGAGGGAAUCGAGGAGCUCCGCAACUACCUACACUUGCCCCCCGAGAUCGUGCCCUCCACUCUGGCUCGUCCGGCUCGCACCGAAGCGGCGCGUCCGCGUUCAGGUACUGGUGGAUCAGGUCCUCGAGGUUUUGGAGGAGCCUCCAAACCUGAUGAGGAUAGGUCAAACUAUAGACGUGCUCCUCCUGGCGAAGGCGGAGCAGACAAGAAAGGUGAUGUGGGACCUGGAUCCGGGAACCUUGAGUAUCGUGGAGGUUUUGGCCGUGGAUCACGCUACUAAGACAUUUUGCCGUCAGUUUUAGUUUAUUUAUCUAUACAUAAAUUAAAAUGA